Messenger RNA from Gekko japonicus, 1584 nucleotides. It is a transcript of the gene SIRAL2, whose product is annotated as family with sequence similarity 118 member A. NCBI's taxonomy places the organism in Eukaryota, Metazoa, Chordata, Lepidosauria, Squamata, Gekkonidae. Bases 8 to 1090 code for a protein of 360 amino acids. The transcript has 8 exons. The record is from RefSeq and is a predicted model, not a curated record.
UGAAGAGAUGGAUUCCGCACACAGGAAGACAAAUAAAAGUGAACAAAAAUCAAGGAAAUUUUUAAAAAGCCUUAUACGGAAGCAGCCUCGGGACCUUCUGCUGAUGAUCGGAACGGGAGUGAGUGCUGCGGUAGCCCCUGGAAUCCCAGCCCUUCGCUCCUGGCGGAGUUGUAUUGAGGCCGUUAUCGAAGCAGCUGACCAGCUAGAAGUGUUGCAUCCGGGGGAUGUAGCUGAAUUCCGCAAGAAAGUGAUCAAAGACCGAGAUUUACUGGUGGUUGCCCAUGACCUAAUCCGAAAGAUGUCACCGCGCACAGGAGAUGCCAAACCCAAUUUUUUCCAGGAUUGCCUAAUGGAGGUUUUUGAUAAUUUGGAGCAACACAUUCAGAAUCCUGUUGUUUUGCAGUCGAUCCUCCGACUGAUGGAGAGAGGCACCAUGGUGCUUACCACCAACUAUGACAACUUACUUGAAAUCUUUGGUCAGCAGCAGGGCAAACCAAUGGAAUCUCUCGACUUGAAAGAUAAGGACAAGGUUCUCCAGUGGGCGAAAGGUCACAUCAGGUAUGGCGUUCUUCACAUUCAUGGCUUGUACACCGAUCCUUGUGGAAUGGUAUUGGAUCCUUCAGGAUAUAAAGAUGUUACUCAAGAUCCCGAAGUCAUGGAAGUUUUACAGAACUUGUACCGCACAAAAUCAUUUUUAUUUCUGGGCUGUGGAGAGACCCUGUGCGAUCAGAUAUUUCAAGCUCUCUUCCUCUACACCGUCAAAAACAAAGUGGAUUUAGAACACUACAUGUUGGUGCUCAAAGAAAACGAAGACCAGUUUUUUAAACUUCAGGCGGAUAUGCUGCUGCAUGGCAUCAAAGUAGUAUCCUAUGGGGACAGUUUUGAAAGUUUCCCAGAAUAUGUUGAAGACCUCACCACUCAGAUUUGCAAACAGAAGAGCCCAGAUGCUGAACAAGUGGACAGCACAACACUUCUUGGAACUUCAUGUGUAGACUGUGCAAAACGAAGGUUAGGGGACAGUGGCAAAGAUCAUCCUAAGAGAGCAAGGCUGCCGGAUAAUGGUACUGUAGAAGAUGGUAUCCUUCCAUGAAAAGCGGCUAUCUACUAUAAUUGUGCCAUCUAUUUAUAUCACAAUAAUCAAAGCAGUGUUGAGAAGAAUUGUUUAAAUUCAUAUGAAUUGAAAAUAGAUGAAGGUUAAGAUCCCUUAAGAACUGCUUAGGAAGGGAUCCUUCGUCACACACUUCUGCCAGGAUACGUACAUUUCAUGGGUUUUCUUUAACCAAGCCUGAUCUGUAACUACCUCAGGGAUGUAUUUCACACACUACAUGUGCAUAGGGCAUUCUAAUCUGGACAAGAGCAUUUUGCUUUAAUCUGUUUUGAACCUGACUAAUCGCAUUCAACAUAGCAAUUUAAACUUACUUUUGUACAUUUUAUAAUUUUCUAAUCAGAAUAUAAGCAAGUGCGACUAUUUUCUGCCUGAAUGAAAUAGGGAUCAUUAAGGGCUCAGUUUUGUGCAUUCAUUUUAAUAAAAAAUAAGAGUAAAUAUCUAUCUUUUCCUCAGUGUGUUUAUUAGCUUUGAAGAAU